UCUAUGAAUUAUUGUCGCCUUUCAAAACAGCCUAGCUUACAAUAAACAAAAAUUUCAAAAGAUGAACAGAGUCAAAGGUCAAUGCCGCCUAAUGGCGUGUUAAUUCCCGUUCCAACAAUUUUGACAAUGAUCAACAGAAAUAACGCAAAUGUUGUCUCUUCUUCUUCCUCUGAUCUCACUGUUAUUCCAAAUCCAAUGCUUCACCGUUAAGUCGCAACCUGUUCCGUUAAACCAAAUAUGCUCAAACGUCACAGGCAACUUCACCGUUAACACCCCUUACGCCGUCAACCUCGACCGUCUCAUCUCCUCUUUCUCAUCUCUCCAAAGUAACGAUAACGGAUUUUACAACAUUUCAGUCGGAGACUCCGACGAAAAAGUCAACUCAAUCUCACAGUGCAGAGGCGAUGUCAAACCUGAAGAUUGCAUCAAUUGCAUCGCAAUGGCUGGAAAAAGACUUGUCACGUUGUGUCCGGUUCAGAAAGAGGCGAUUAUUUGGUAUGACAAAUGCACGUUUCGGUACUCAAACCGGACGAUCUUCAAUAGAUUGGAGAUUUUCCCUCACACAAGCAUAACCGGGACAAGAAACUUCACCGGAGAUCGCGAUGCUUGGGAGAAAUCAUUAAGGGGUUUACUCGAAGGGCUUAAAAACAGAGCCUCUGUUAUUGGUCGUAGCAAGAAGAAUUUUGUUGUCGGCGAAACGAGCGGGCCGUCAUUUCAGACAUUGUACAGUCUGGUUCAGUGCACACCGGAUAUUUCGGAAGAGGAUUGUUCCUAUUGUUUGUCUCAGGGUAUUGCAAAGAUCCCAAGCUGUUGUGAUUUGAAAAUGGGUAGUUAUGUGUUGUCUCCUAGCUGUAUUGUGGCUUAUGCUACCUGGAGAUUCUAUGAUCCAGUGGACACUGAUGAGCCAAGCUCAGUGCCUGCGACGCCAUCACGGCCUCCAAAGAACGAGACGAGAACUGUUGUGCAAGGGGAUAAAAACAGAGGUGUACCUCCUAAAGCUUUGAUCUUUGCUGCUGCUUCAGUUGCUAUUGUUGUCUUACUUAUAGUAUUCUUAGUCGUUUUCCUAAGGCCGAGAAGGAAGAAGAAGAACAAAAAUUCGGAACACAGACAUGAAAAUGAAAAUAUUAGCACGGAUUCAAUGAGAUUUAAUUUCAGUGUAUUACAAGAUGCAACAAGUCAUUUUUCACUAGAAAAUAAACUUGGAGAAGGUGGAUUCGGAGCAGUUUAUAAGGCUUGGAGAAAUUGGAAGGAAGGCGUUGCUUUGAAUCUUGUGGACAAGAUUUUGGUGACCAUGUCAAGUUAUUCAUCGAAUAUGAUCUUGAGAUGCAUAAACAUUGGUCUUCUUUGUGUCCAAGAAAAAGUUGCAGAGAGGCCAAGCAUGGCUUCUGUUCUUCUGAUGUUAGAUGGACAUACUACUGCUCUUUCAGAACCAUCAAAACCUGCAUUUUUCUCACCCAGCAAUGCGGUAUCAGAUAGUUCUUCUUCUUUAGGACAUAAUGCAAAAACUUCAAAUUAUAAUUCCAACACUGAGUUGUAUCCUCGGUGAGUUUGUCUGGAAACUGAGAUUAAGAUUUUCAAGAUGAUGAAUCAUGUGAUUUUGAUUAGAUUUGAGUCCAACUCACUGUAAGUGAGGAAAAAGAGUGUUACAAGUCUCUGUUUCACUUUCAAGGAGAGAUGUUUCUAAGUCAUCUCAUCUCUUGAAGAAAACUAGUUGGGAAACAAAUGUACAAAAUCAUU
Messenger RNA from Arabidopsis arenosa, 1737 nucleotides. The record is from the annotation of a GenBank genome assembly. Lineage: Eukaryota; Viridiplantae; Streptophyta; Magnoliopsida; Brassicales; Brassicaceae.